This is a messenger RNA of Ictalurus punctatus (channel catfish), 1557 nucleotides long. Its product is annotated as glutamate receptor ionotropic, kainate 4. The record is from RefSeq and is a predicted model, not a curated record. The transcript has 10 exons. Lineage: Eukaryota; Metazoa; Chordata; Actinopteri; Siluriformes; Ictaluridae. Bases 1 to 1557 code for a protein of 518 amino acids.
AUGAAACAAUUUGUCACAGCUCUAGAUAAGAAGUUGGCAGCCUUCAAGUACCUUCAAGACUUCUUUUCUAAGCUGUCUGAGGCAAAAGUCAAAGCCAUUGUCUUCAUCGGACCGCAGAUAAAGAAGAUCCUGGAGUGCAAGGAAUUCCCCAAGAAGCUCACUAGGAAGGAGAAAGCGGUUUGGAACAGCUUUGUUUUGGUGGUCCGGGGCUUCCUGGGCAAUCACAAAGCCGAAAACGAUGUGGAGCUGUUUAAGACGCUGGUGAAAAACUAUGGCACAAUGGGCUGCAGGAUGUCUCUUAAAGUCAAUAUCCUUGAUGCUCAUCUUGAUAAAUUCAAGGAGAACAUGGGAAUACUCAGAGGAGCCAGGCAAGCACUUCCACCAGGAUAUAAUGGACGUGUAUGCCACUACCAAGGACAGUAUAACAAGAACAUGAUGGGAAACUAUAUUUGGGGGGUGCUUUGUGAAAUGUGCCAGAUCAUGUCUAAGGGGGUGGUGGCAGUCCUGGGCCCAUCCGCCAGCCCGGCUUCCAACUCCAUCAUCAGCAAUAUCUGUGGAGAGAAAGAGGUACCAUAUGUGAAGGUGGCCCCAGAGGACAUACUGAAGGUGCAAUUUCCCCGUUUCACCACGCUAGACCUCAGACCCACCAACACAGACAUCAGCCUGGCUGUAGCCGGGCUCCUCACCUUCUUGAACAGCACCACAUCUUGCCUCAUCUGUGCCGAGGCCAACUGCCUAUUAAAUCUGGAAGUGUUACUGCGACAGUUUCUCAUUUCCAAGGAAACACUCUCUGUUCGUAUGCUGGAUGACAGCCAAGACCCUACUCCCCUCCUCAAAGAGAUUCGAGAUGACAAGACUGCCACCAUCAUCGUCGAUGCCAAUGCCACCAUGUCCCACAGCAUCCUGGAGAGGGCAUCAGAAUUAGGGAUGCUUUCUGUCUACUACACCUACAUCUUCACCUCGCUGGUAAGAGUCUUUGACCUGCUGCUCUUUCCUGCUGAAUUAAUGGUGUGCAGUUCUGCUGUGGCGAAGAUGCCGUUUAUGGAAUUCUCUCUGCUGCGACUGGAUGAUGUAGCUGAUCAACGGGUGAACAUCAUCGGGUUCUCAGUCUUCAAUAGAACACAUCCAUUCUUCCAAGAUUUCCUUCUCAGCCUCAACCGCUCCUGGCAGGAGAACUGUGAUCAUGCCCCUUUUGCUGGCACGCCGCUCUCAUCUGCACUGCUGUUUGAUGCCGUACACACAGUAGUUGCGGCUGUACAGGAGCUGAACCGCAGCCAGAACGUGGGGGCAACUCAGCUUUCUUGCAAGUCCUCCAAGAUCUGGGAGCACGGCACCAGCCUGAUGAACUACUUGAGGAUGGUAGAAUUGGAAGGUUUAACAGGCCACAUCGAGUUCAACAGCAGGGGCCAGCGCUCUAACUAUGCCCUGCGCAUCAUGCAGAACAGCAGGGAUGGCCUAAGGCAGCAUGUGUCUAACAGGUCGGCUGGUUAUGAGGAUUGUCUGACCUGCAGAGACAGUGGAGCUUUACCCCAGGCUGUGUCUGACUUUGCCAUUUAA